Molecule: messenger RNA, 3183 nt
Organism: Pelobates fuscus (common spadefoot toad)
Lineage: Eukaryota; Metazoa; Chordata; Amphibia; Anura; Pelobatidae
Gene: TSLIG3A
Product: family with sequence similarity 98 member A
Exons: 8
Coding region: 260-1912 (550 amino acids)
Cellular component (GO): tRNA-splicing ligase complex
Source: RefSeq, a predicted model, not a curated record
CGUGGAUAGGACAGUGGAGGGGUCCUUUCCCUUGCCAGCCCGGCAGGCUGUUGCUGCUGUCAGUUGCCGAGUGAGUGAGGGGGGGAGAGAGGAGAUUACCGGCUGUGUCUGGGGACCGGGGAGUGUAACACCGGCUGACUCCGAGGCUGUCCUCCCCUCCCAAGGCCAUCUAACACCUCACAUCUUCCAACGGAGCCGCCGAUCCGCCAUCGGAGUCACUGGGCCUAGCGGAGCGCAGACACUGCUAAUAUCCUGCAUUAUGGAGUGUGACAUGCUGGAGAAUGACGUGUUGGAGUCACUGGAAGACCUGGGCUAUAAAGGUUCACUAAUGGAUGAAGGAGCCUUGAUCCAGGCAGCCAGUCAGGGAGCCCUUUCUCCAGAAUAUACCAAACUCUGUGCGUGGCUGGUGACAGAGCUUAAAUCGUUCAGCAAACUAGAAGAAAACGUGGAAGCCACUAACAGCCCUGCUGAAUCGGAAGGAUUCCAACUAGAAAUGAGCGGUCUUUUAACCGAAAUGAGCUGUCCAUAUGCCUGUCUAACAUCAGGAGAAGUUACAAAACGCCUCCUGGACAAAAGAAAUUGUCUUCUCCUGCUAACGUAUCUCAUUUCUGAACUCGAAGCUGCUAGAAUGCUUUGUGUUACUAUGCCUUCAAAGAAGGAGAAGGAUGGUGGUGGUAGUGAGGUAUUUGUCGAACUCAAGAGCAUAUGCAUGACACUGGGAAUGUCUAAACCUCCUGCCAACAUUACGAUGUUCCAAUUUUUUAGUGGAAUUGAAAAAAAGUUGAAGGAGACCUUUUUAAAAGUGCCACCUAAUCAUUUAGGAAAGCCCCUCUUAGGCAAGACAUUGGGCCCUUCUCAUUGGGAAAAAAUUGAAGCAAUUAACCAAGCCAUAUCCAAUGAAUAUGAAGUGCGCAGAAAAAUGUUGAUUAAACGUUUGGAUGUAACAAUACAAUCAUUUGGUUGGUCCGAUCGCGCUAAGAGCCAGACUGAGAAACUUGGAAAAGCAUACCAGCCAAAGAGGGCUUUAUUGGCAGCGAAAGGCUCAAUUUCUGUGGCGCAUCUCUUAGCAGCCCGCCAUGACUUGUCAAAGAUUCUGAGAACUAGCAGCGGAUCAAUCCGGGAGAAAACUGCCUGUGCUAUAAAUAAGGUAUUAAUGGGAAGAGUUCCAGACAGAGGAGGCAGACCAAAUGAAAUAGAACCACCUCCUCCAGAAAUGCCUCCCUGGCAGAAGAGAAAUGAUGGACCACCACAAGGAGGCAGCAGAGGGGGAGGAAGAGGUGGAUAUGAGCAGUCAUAUAGUGGCAGAGGAGGCUAUGACCAAGGUGGUGGAAGAGGAGGCUAUGACCAAGGUGGUGGAAGAGGAGGCUAUGACCACAGUGGUGGGCGAGGAGGUUAUGACCACAGUGGUGGGCGAGGAGGUGGUCGUGGGAGUUAUGACCAUGGUGGCAGAGGAGCUAGAGGAAGUAAAGUUCAAGGAGGCUGGACAGACGGUGGUGGUAGCAGUACAGGAGGCGGCUUUCACGAUGGUGGUUAUCGAGAUUCUGGCGUUCAAACUGGCGGCUACCAAGGUGGUGGUGGAGGAGGAGGUUUCCAAGGUGGAUAUCAAGGAAGCAGUGGAGGAUAUGGUGGCUACCAAGGGUCGUCCUAUUCUGGAAGUGGAUACCAGGGUGGAGGUUAUCAACAAGACAACAGAUAUCAAGACGGUGGUCACCCCAAUGACAGGGGAGGCAGCCGUGGAGGUGGGAGAGGGGGCCGUGGUGGUCGUGGUGGAAGAGGAGGACAAGGUGGAGGUUGGGGAUUACGAGGUGCCCAAAACUAUAACCAGGGCGGUCAGUUUGAGCAGCACUUUCAACACGGAGGUUAUCAGUAUAACCAGUCUGGCUUUGGACAAGGAAGACACUACACUAGUUGAGGUUGUUUAAGCUUAAAUUUCAGUAGAGCUCAGGUAAUAGGAGUGACAGCCUGAUGACAUAAGUUACUGUUUUAAGGCAUCAGUUAUAACAGGAUAUCUUUCUGCUUAUGAAUGCAACAAUAUAACCUGAUGCAUGUCUAAACCUUACAAAGUCAAAUGAUGCUUCCCCAUAUGAUUUUUCUCCUUAAGAAGUGAAAUCUGCAGUGAUAGCCUUAUCCAUUGUACCCACCUUUCAUACAAUCCAGUACUGCAGUCCACAUGUAUUGUACAUCUGAAGCGCUCUGAACUAAAUAUGUCGGACAGCACAUCCAGUCUGUAGCAGUAAUUGAUAAGGGCAGGGCUCUUAAGUAAUGACCAAUACAAAAAAAUAUUCAGUAAUAGUUUGCAAAGGAUGUCCUUUGAAAUAUUUAGUUCAUGACAUCCUGGCUUUAUGCCAUCAACUGUUUAGGGUGUCUUAGUCGAUGAAGAAGACUCAUAGUUUGCCAUUGAUGAUUUAGAUGAAACAAAGCUUUUGUGCUUCAAUCUUGCGCCUGAUAAAGAAAAAAGGACCCAAACUCUUUCCUUAUGGCUUUUUUGAUAACUUCAUAUCAAUGAUGAGUUGAGGAAUUCCUUAAAGUCUACAACAAAAUUAAUUUCAUGAGUGAGAUUUAGUGUUUUAUGGAGGUCAGUGCUGUUCCACACUGGUUAAUGUUAUGUGAGCUCUACUGCAUUUUCUAGCCUUCUUUUGCCUCUGGCAAUCCACGCCAUAUUAUGCCCUAAGGGUCCUAAAUGCUGCUUUGGCAAUAAAUGGUUACCAAGUUACAUUUUUGAAUUUAAUCUACGCUUAGAUUACAUUUAAAAAGGAACAUACACUUUGACCGAUCUAAUUAACAGCUGUGGUCUAAAACUACUUGAAAAUACUUUGGAGUAGAUAAUUCACCUUUAUCAUUUGCGCAUACCUUCAUGCCACUGAUUAAAUCAAGUGGUUGUUUUUGUUCUGUUUUAAUUUGUGGUGCGCACUUUUUUUCUUUUAAUUUUUCUCUUUAUUUGAGGAAAUGCACUACUCUUUGGGCAAAAGGAGUUUAUGUCCAAAGUUGUCCUUUAUAAAUGCUGCAGAAACAAAGCCUGUAUGGGUUUGCGGUUUAUAAUAAAGCCUUUACCAAGAGCCUCAAGAUGCUUUGUGUUGGGUUUACUGUAUACAAAAGCAUUGUUAAGCUGUGAAAGAAACCAGUUGAAGGUGUGCUGUUUGUAUGAAAGGUGAACAAUAAAGUUCCUGUGUGUUUUUUGCCUUA